Fusarium musae is the source of this 591-nucleotide messenger RNA. RefSeq names its product Autophagy- protein 33 (gene ATG33). The transcript is spliced from 2 exons. NCBI's taxonomy places the organism in Eukaryota, Fungi, Ascomycota, Sordariomycetes, Hypocreales, Nectriaceae. Gene Ontology annotation, biological process: autophagy of mitochondrion. The coding region runs from base 1 to 591 and encodes 196 amino acids. Gene Ontology annotation, cellular component: mitochondrion. The record is from RefSeq and is a predicted model, not a curated record.
AUGACUGCGACAGGAACGAGCGUUUCGCUCCUCAAGUUUGUAGGCACCGUCUCGCUGGGCUUACUGACGGGCGUCUCUUAUUCUAUCACCUCUCUCGCCCUUCCCGUCCUGCUCCGACUUCCCUCUUCCAACGCCGCUUCCCACGGCCUCACCUCUCUGAACGCUGCUCUCAAGACACCCAUCCUCGCCCUCACUUCUCUCGCCUCCGCCCCCUUCCUCAUCAGCUUUGCUCUCGCUCCCCGCUCGUCUCGCCACCCUUACCUUCUCUAUACAGGACUCCUCGCCACCCUCUCAUUCGUCGCUCCCCUUCUUGUCCCCGCGCCUGCUACUCGACAUGUCGCAUCAUCGGCGCCUCGGCAAUCCCAAAGAGCUAAAAUGGAGGCUAGCUACGAGGUUCUAGGCGACGCUCACAGUGAGCCUGCCAGUGAGGAAGAUAUUGAUGAUAUCAAUGGCGAGGGUGUCAGAGUGGAGGUGGAGGGCCUCGUCCACAGCUAUAUUGCACGAACCGCCUUCUCUGCUCUGGGUUUCACCAUGGCAGUUAUUGGAAUCUGGGGUGAUGGUGCACCUCAGGCAGUUGUCUAUGUCUCAUAA